CUCCUACUCGACACCAACCUCGAAGUGGAAUCCUGGACUCGCUUGCCUUACCUCUCUAAACUUGAAUAACUCACAUGGAGGCUUGGCUGUGAUAUGGGAAUCUCUGGUCUACUUCCUCUAUUGAAGGACAUUCAGGUCACUCGGCCACUCUCCGACUUCGCGGGACAGACCAUUGCCGUGGACGCGUACGUCUGGCUGCAUAAAGGGACAUACGGAUGUGCCGCGGAGCUUGCUACGGGGAGGAGAACACACAAAUAUGUCGAUUAUGCCAUGCAUCGCGUGCGCCUGCUGCGACAUCAUCGCAUACAGCCAUACGUCGUAUUCGACGGUGGGCCGCUUCCAGCGAAGCAAGGGACCGAGUCGGAGCGCAAGAAACGUCGAGAUGAGAACCUCGCACGCGCGAACGCAUUCGCAGCGCAGGGCAAGCACACCCAAGCCCGAGAGUACUACGUGAAGUGUAUCGACGUUACGCCUCAGAUGGCAUAUCAGCUUAUCAAGGCAUUGCGGGCGGAGGGCAUCCCCUACGUGGUUGCGCCGUAUGAAGCCGAUGCACAGCUUGCGUAUCUGGAGCGCAUCGGUGUCGUCGACGGCGUAAUCACGGAGGAUUCUGACCUUCUCGUGUUCGGGUGCAGGAAGGUGCUCUUGAAAUUAGACGUCGUUGAGAGCGUCGUCACGUGCAUCUCUCGCGGGGACUUUGGGUCCGCCGGGGCCGCCGGCGGGAUGCCCCUUCUAGGCUGGUCGGAUGCCCAAUUUCGGCGAAUGGCUAUCCUUAGCGGCUGCGACUACCUGGCGAGCAUACCGGGCGUCGGGUUGAAGACAGCAUGGUCGCUUUUACGAAAGCAUAAGACCGUGGAGAAUGCGGUACGAAUGUUGAUGUUGGAAGGGAAGAAGAAGGUGCCGGAUGGGUACCUGGAUGCCUUCAAGUUAGCAGAGCGCGUAUUCUUGUAUCAACGGGUGUACGAUCCGAGGCAGAAGCGUCUGGUCCAUCUAACGGAACCGGCGGAAGGCGAACGGUUGGAUGCUGAGACUGACGCGUACGUCGGAAGUGACAUCGAGCCAGCUUUAGCCAAACAGGUAGCGGAAGGCGACGCAUGCCCGAUUAGUCUGCUGCCUAUGGAUGAUAUCAAUGCAACGUUCGUGCCUCGCGCGCUGAAGACCAUUCCGCUGAACGUGAAGGACGCAAGGAUGCCAGGUGGUGGAAAGGCUACCGGAAGCCGCCAGAACGUUGGGAAAGGAACGGUUGGCAUUUUGAGUUUCUUCAAACCACGCGCAGAAGGCAGUAGUGGACAACAGACCGCCACCUCGCACGCUCCGGGACAUUCCAUAACGGCAGGGCGGGCGAGCGGGAAGCGGACAUUAGCGGAAGUGAUGGACCACGAUAUCGCUGUGAAACGAAAGAAGCAAGAGGGGGCACAGCGUGAAGGUCCUUCGAGGGAAGUCAGGAACUCGAAGUUCUUUGACGUCCGUCAAUCGUCAUUUGGAGGGGAGGACGAAGACGCGAUCGCUAGCGAGGAACCCGACUAUCCCGUUGCAGGCCCAUCUCGCAUCACGCUAGACGCAGGCAAGGACAAGGAAAACGUCCCGUGUGCAGACGAUGACGAAGUCUUCAUGGAAGACGCGGGUGCAGUAGAACAGGAGGACGGCUACAUCUCGCCAUCGCCUUCUAUGAGACGAUGGGAUAGUCCUGAGGUCUCGUCACCGCUGAGGGUCCGGUCCGGGGCUCAGCUUGAUGUGGAAGAAGAAGAAGACUUCGGAGCGGACAUCCUGUCGAGCCCCCCUGUCGCUGCACGACAAACCAGGUUUUCAAUGAACAUGGAUGCGGCUAGAGCGACGUCUGUGGUCUCCCAUGACGGUGGCAUUGUCUUAGUCCCAAACACGCCAUCCAAAAGAGAACGCAGGAGGCGAGGUCAUCAUGCCCGGAAUGACGGCGCUGGACCCGAUCUUCAACACAUUCUUGGGGAAUGUGACUGGGAGUGGGACGACAGGACAAGUGACAUUGAAUGUUCUGGCCCGCUGGACCCCUCACCCAGCAGUGCGAGUACCUCGUCGGGACCCGUGACACCGAGUGAUAUCCCGUCGCAAGGCGAAGCAGACGCGUGCGCGCAGGCACUCACGGAGGCGGAAGACACGGACGAGGUGACAAAUUCACAGAAUGCAGCUGCUCGCCAUGCCAAAGUCGCGCACGGUUGGUGGGAAAGGUGGGGUCGCGGUGCGAGGUCGCCUGCCGUUGCUCCACCCCAAACGCCACUGAAACGAAGGGAGACCACCAUUACGCCCGAGGGCCGCCAUCGACCGUUGCAACAGCGUCGGCCACAAUCUGCUACAAAUAAUUCCAAGCACAAAGGCAAACAGCAGAAUCUACAUUCAGCGGGCAGAAGGCGAAGUUUGGUAUUUACCGAGACGGUGAAGAAAACACCUAGAGGUGGACUUCUUCGUGGUACCUCUUCGCGGCCCGAUACAGCGAAUUCGGAGCAGGGAGAGGAUAGUGCCGGUGCGAGUCGGAAUAGAUUCGCCGAGUUCAGGUGGGCGGGUGUUGAAGAUUCGGUCGGUCCGUGCAGGAUCUGAUAUUGGUGGUAUCGUCGCUCUGGGAAACUAUCGACGGAAGAUUCGUGCACGUUACGUGGUGUGAUUGGUCCAUUCUCCCUUAUUCGCAUUGCUAUCGAUUGCAUCUAAUGACAUCGCACCUUCUGGGCACGCGUAAGGGCGACAGCAGG
This is a messenger RNA of Rhodofomes roseus, 2714 nucleotides long. RefSeq names its product exodeoxyribonuclease 1. Bases 94 to 2565 code for a protein of 823 amino acids. The transcript is spliced from 7 exons. Gene Ontology annotation, molecular function: DNA binding; metal ion binding; 5'-flap endonuclease activity. NCBI's taxonomy places the organism in Eukaryota, Fungi, Basidiomycota, Agaricomycetes, Polyporales, Fomitopsidaceae. The record is from RefSeq and is a predicted model, not a curated record.